Messenger RNA from Peromyscus leucopus (white-footed mouse), 1904 nucleotides. RefSeq names its product eukaryotic peptide chain release factor GTP-binding subunit ERF3A-like. NCBI's taxonomy places the organism in Eukaryota, Metazoa, Chordata, Mammalia, Rodentia, Cricetidae. Gene Ontology annotation, cellular component: translation release factor complex. The record is from RefSeq and is a predicted model, not a curated record. Gene Ontology annotation, molecular function: GTPase activity; translation release factor activity; GTP binding. Gene Ontology annotation, biological process: translation.
CUGUGGAGGCUUCUCAAGAACAGUCAUUAUUGUGUGAAGGUUCAAAUUCAGCUGUUAGCAUGGAACUUUCAGAACCUGUUGUAGAAAAUGGAGAGACAGAAAUGUCCCCAGAAGAAUCAUGGGAGCACAAAGAAGAAAUAAGUGAAUCAGAGCCCGGGGGUGGCUCCUCAGGAGAUGGAAGGCCACCAGAGGAAAGUACCCAAGAAAUGAUGGAGGAAGAAGAAGAAAUACCAAAACCCAAGUCGGUGGUGGCACCCCCAGGUGCUCCUAAGAAAGAACAUGUAAAUGUAGUAUUCAUUGGGCAUGUCGAUGCGGGCAAGUCAACCAAUGGAGGGCAAAUAAUGUAUUUGACUGGAAUGGUGGACAAAAGGACACUUGAGAAAUAUGAACGAGAAGCUAAAGAAAAAAACAGAGAAACCUGGUACUUGUCUUGGGCCUUAGACACAAAUCAGGAGGAACGAGACAAGGGUAAAACGGUAGAAGUGGGUCGUGCCUAUUUUGAAACCGAAAAGAAGCAUUUUAUAAUUCUAGAUGCCCCUGGCCAUAAGAGUUUUGUCCCAAAUAUGAUUGGUGGUGCCUCUCAAGCCGACUUGGCUGUACUGGUAAUCUCGGCCAGGAAAGGAGAGUUUGAAACCGGAUUUGAAAAAGGAGGACAGACAAGAGAACAUGCAAUGUUGGCAAGGACAGCGGGUGUCAAACACUUAAUCGUGCUUAUUAAUAGGAUGGAUGAUCCAACCGUGAACUGGAGUAAUGAGAGAUAUGAAGAAUGUAAAGAGAAACUAGUACCAUUCUUGAAAAAAGUUGGCUUCAAUCCAAAAAAGGACAUUCAUUUUAUGCCCUGCUCAGGACUGACGGGAGCAAAUCUCAAAGAGCAAUCAGAUUUCUGUCCUUGGUACAUUGGCUUACCAUUUAUUCCAUAUCUGGAUAAUUUGCCAAACUUCAAUAGAUCAGUUGUUGGACCAAUCAGGCUGCCAAUUGUCGAUAAGUACAAGGAUAUGGGGACUGUGGUCCUGGGAAAGCUGGAAUCUGGAUCUAUUUGUAAAGGCCAGCAGCUUAUAAUGAUGCCAAAUAAGCACAAUGUGGAAGUUCUUGGGAUACUUUCUGAUGAUGUAGAAACGGAUUCUGUAGCCCCAGGGGAAAACCUCAAAAUCAGACUGAAAGGAAUUGAAGAAGAGGAGAUUCUUCCAGGAUUCAUCCUUUGUGAUCUUAAUAAUCUUUGUCAUUCUGGAUGCACAUUUGAUGCCCAGAUAGUGAUUAUAGAGCACAAAUCCAUCAUCUGCCGCUAUAAUGCGGUGUUGCAUAUUCAUACCUGUAUCGAGGAAGUCGAAAUAACAGCCUUAAUCUGCUUGGUAGACAAAAAAUCAGGAGAAAAAAGUAAGACUCGACCCCUUUUUGUGAAACAGGAUCAAGUAUGCAUUGCGAGUUUGAGGACAGCAGGGACCAUCUGUCUGGAGACCUUUAAAGACUUCCCUCAGAUGGGACGCUUUACCUUACGAGAUGAGGGUAAGACCAUUGCAAUUGGAAAAGUUCUGAAACUGGUUUCAGAGAAAGACUAAUAAGCAUUUUCUUGAUGACCCUGCACAAUACUGUGAGGAAUAUUGACUGCAAAAGCCUACUUCACACCACCCUCUCUUCUUUUCUGCCCAUCGACAAACCUCUUCCCAUAUUUUGCAGAGAAACUUCACAGCAGAAGUCCACAUUAUGUCAGCUUUCUCAUAUUGAGAGCUCUGCUAUGCCACUGUUGAAUUUUCCCCAAGAUUUUGCCCCCCUUUCAAACUUUGCUUCCCUGGACAGAUUUGGCAAUAGCUUUGUAAGUGAUGUGGACAUAAUUGCCUACAAUAAUGAAAACCGACACGAAUUUUUUUUUUUAUUAUUUUUCAUUUUCCCCUUAGGCAUAGUUAGCC